Messenger RNA from Mugil cephalus (flathead mullet), 1191 nucleotides. It is a transcript of the gene tsfm, whose product is annotated as Ts translation elongation factor, mitochondrial. The coding region runs from base 96 to 1025 and encodes 309 amino acids. The transcript is spliced from 6 exons. Lineage: Eukaryota; Metazoa; Chordata; Actinopteri; Mugiliformes; Mugilidae. Gene Ontology annotation, cellular component: mitochondrial matrix. Gene Ontology annotation, molecular function: translation elongation factor activity; protein binding. Gene Ontology annotation, biological process: mitochondrial translational elongation. The record is from RefSeq and is a predicted model, not a curated record.
AAACAUUUCAGUCCCUCUGCGGCUUCCUUCCACAGCGUGGAUUUCAAUGACAUUCUGAGCUUUCAUAAGACAACUCUAUUCUCCAAACCUUAAAGAUGUCAUUAGCCCUUUUAUUCAGAACGGUUACAAGAGAGUUUGCAAAGGUCAACAUUUCCCAGCAUGCACAGUCAAUACACAUAGGAUGUGAACUCCUGGCAGCAGAGAAAGCCCUCCUGAUCAAACUGCGGAAAAGCACCGGCUACACUUUCAUCAACUGCAAGAAAGCCCUGGAGAAGUUUGACAAUGACAUAGCACAGGCAGAGACCUGGCUAAAUGAACAGGCCCAGAAGGAGGGCUGGAGCAAAGCAAACAAGCUGGAGGGUCGCAAAGCCAAGGAAGGUCUGAUCGGCCUGUUUGUAGGAGAUAAAGUGGCAGUGAUGGUGGAGGUAAACUGUGAGACGGACUUUGUUGCUCGCAAUGAGAACUUCCAGCAGCUGGUUAAGGAUGUGACAUUUGCUACUUUGGCCCACCAUCGGAGUAAAACUCAAAGCCAGACAGGAUAUGUGAAGAGCGUCCUGGCAGGUGAUGAUUUAAACAAACUCAGUGUUGGUGAAGGAACAUCUCUAGCUGACCAGGUGGCUCUCACAAUAGGUCGCCUUGGUGAGAACAUGUCAGUGAAGCGGGCAGUGACAGUGGGGGUCCCUGCUGAUUGGCACAUCGGCUCAUACAUACAUGGCGGCGUGAGCGGCCAAACUGAGGUUGCCAUGGGCCGGUAUGGCGCCCUGGUCGUAUUUCAAGGUGGAAAGGAGGGAGAGCAGGAUACAUUAGGCCGUAAACUGGGACAGCACAUAGUGGGAGAGGCCCCUCUGUUUCUGGGCAAUAUGGACGACCUAUCCUGUGGUGAAAGUGAGACGCGCCUGCUGCCUCAGACGUUCCUUGCAGACCCCAGCAGGACUGUGGCACAGUUCCUCAGGGGUCAACAGGCUAGAGUGCUUGACUUUGUCCGAUUUCAGUGUGGCGAGUCAGUGAGUGAAGAGGCACACUAAAGGGACGGGAAAUCAUUCAUCCAGUACAAUUUAAGUCCUUAUUCGUUGAAAUGAAAAGAGUCAUUUAUUAUCUAAAGUUAAGACAGCAUCUUCAUGAAUUUGAAAAAACGGCAUUGGUGCCUGAUGAAAUUACAGAUUCACCAAUAAAAAAUAUUGUCAAAUGCUU